Saccostrea cuccullata (small rock oyster) is the source of this 4616-nucleotide messenger RNA. RefSeq names its product zinc finger protein 91-like. Gene Ontology annotation, cellular component: nucleoplasm. Gene Ontology annotation, biological process: regulation of transcription by RNA polymerase II. The coding region runs from base 137 to 2686 and encodes 849 amino acids. The record is from RefSeq and is a predicted model, not a curated record. Lineage: Eukaryota; Metazoa; Mollusca; Bivalvia; Ostreida; Ostreidae. Gene Ontology annotation, molecular function: DNA-binding transcription repressor activity, RNA polymerase II-specific; RNA polymerase II cis-regulatory region sequence-specific DNA binding. The transcript has 3 exons.
CCAAAAAUGCCGCGAAUUGGACGUCUUGCCCUAGAUCGUGAUUGUUUCAACUUGAGUGCAUCUAGCAGCAAAGAAACAAUCAUUACAGAAUAUGGACCCUGUGAAUGAGAAAGAAGAAAACUAACACCUGAAAAUAAUGAAGGGGGAAAAGGAUACUCUUUCAUCCAGAUCACUCAAUAAAUAUAAUGCUGAAAAGUUACCGCACAUUAAAAGUAAAAGCGAAAAAAUAAACAAAUAUUGUGAUAAUGAUGGUAGCGGAAAGAAAUUAAAGAAGCAGAUCAACACUCAUCGAAGGAAAAAGACAAUUAAAUGUAGCAUUUGUGGGAAAACACUGAGUCGCUCUGAUUGCAUACAGAGACACAUGAGGGUACAUACAGGGGAAAAACAUUAUCAAUGUGAUGUGUGUGGAAAGACAUUCACAGCCUCAGAUUCUCUAAAAAGUCACAUGAGGAUACACACAGGUGUUAAACCUUAUAAAUGUGAUGUAUGUGGGAGGGCUUUUACUAGGAAAUCCUCCUUACAGAGUCACCUGAGGUCACAUACAGAUGAUAAACCAUAUAAAUGUGUUGUCUGUGGGAUGCUUUUUAAAUCUCCAGGAAGUCAACAAAGACACAUGAGGACGCAUACAGGUGAUAAACCAUAUAAAUGCAAUGUGUGUGGGAAGGCUUUCAUGAGGAAACCCUACUUACAAGGUCACCUGAGGACACAUACAGAUGAUAAACCAUAUAAAUGUAUUGUCUGUGGUAUGCUUUUUAAAUUUCCAGGAAGUCAACAAAGACACAUGAAGAUUCAUACAAGUGAUAAACCACAUAAAUGUGAAGUUUGCGGAAAAGCUUUCAUCCGACUAUAUAACUUACGGCAUCAUAUGAGGAGACACACUGUUGAAAAACCAAAUAAAUGUGAAAUUUGUGGAAGAGGAUUUUCUACAUUAGAGCAAAUACAAAGCCAUCUGAAGAUAAAUGCUGGUGACAAAAAUUAUGAGGGUUUUGUGUGUCUGAGGAAAAUCACAGAAAAAUCAGAUUUAAAGAUACAUUUGAUGACACACAAAUGUGAAAAACUAAAGAGUUCUCAUAAAACUUCAGACUCUUUGGAAGACCCAGGGUCACAUACAGUUGAGAAACUUUUGAACUAUAAUGAGACAGACGGGCAGUCAAAUAACACACAGAGAACAAGCAAAUGUCAGGGAAGAGCCCUGUAUCAUUGUAAUGUUUGUAGGAAAUUAUUUAGUAAUUCAGUAAAUUUACAGAGACACAAGAAGAUACAUACAAGUGAGAAACCUUAUAAAUGUGAAUUGUGUGGAAAAGCAUUUUGUGAAAGAGGGCAUUUGAUGGGACAUAUGAGGACGCAUACUGGUAAAAGUCUUGUAACAUCUGCUGAAAAAGAAUGUUUGAACAAACACCUGAUGGUGGAUACUAGUAAAAACUCUUUCAACUGUGAUAAAAGCCGAAAGUUCUUUGUUCAAAAACAUUAUUCACAGAAGCACAUGGACAGACAAGUAUGUGAGCAGCUUUUAAAAUGUGAUGUAUGUCAGAUGGCCUUCAUUGAAGAAAUUCAAUUAGAAAGACACAAGAAAACACAUCAGUGUAAGAACCCAUUUGUUGAUAUGUGCAUGAUGGUGAAUAAUCAAAUUGAGCAAUUUGUUGGACCAAUAAGAGAAUCCUGUCUCUGUGAGUUGUGCGGGAAAAUAGUCCCUUGUAUGGAGGAACACAUGAGGACACACACACAUGAGAAAAUUCAUAACUGUAACAUGUGUCUGGAGCCUUUCAAUGAAAAUUUUAAAUUAGAAGAACAUGAAAUAAAACUUAAAUGUAAUAGCCCAUUUAAGGUAAAGAAAAAUCCUAAAAUUGGACAGUUAAACAAGUCAGGAAGAAUUCCUAAUGGACGAAAGUUGUGUACAUCCAAAGUUCAUGGAAAGAUUGACACUUGUGUGGAGAGACACAUGAAAACACACAUACACAAGAAAGGUUAUAAAUGUCAAGUGUGUGAGAAAGCCCGCAGUUGUAAAACAACAUUUCAAAGACACACAAGGACACCUAGAGAUAAUAAAGAUAAUAAAGCCUAUAGCUAUGAUGUAUGCGGGAAAGUAUUCAACCAAUCAGGGCAAUUAAGGAGAUUCAGAAAAAUUGGCCUAGGUCAUAGACAUUAUAGAUGUCAUUUGUGUGGAAAGAAGUACACAUCUUUCCAUUCCUUAAAGAAACACAGAAAGACACAUACAGGUGAAAAGCCUUUUCUCUGUGAUAUGUGUGGGAAAGCAUUUGUAGAAUUAUAUGCCUUACAUCAACACAUGAAGACACAUACAGGUGAACGACCUCAUAAAUGUGAUGUUUGUGGGAAAGCAUUUGUUAAGUCGAAUAAACUUAAGCUACAUAUUAGGAUACAUACCGGUGAAAAACCUCAUCAAUGUUUUACAUGUGGCAAGACUUUCAGUCGACCAGGUCAGUUAAGUUUACACAAGAUAAUACAUACUGGUGAAAAACAUCAUAAAUGUGUUCUUUGUAGAAAAGCAUUCAACCGAGCAAGUUCCUUAAAGAGACACAUGAGGACACAUACAGGUGAAAAACCUCAUAAAUGUGAUGUGUGUGAAAAGAGAUUUGAUCGAUUGUAUGUCUUACAGAAACACAAGAAGACACAUACAGGAAAAAAAGAACUGACCAGAACACUGUCAGUUGAAGAGAUAGAGAAGUGAGAAAUUCUAUCAAUUUGAUGUGGCUGAGAAAGCAUUUCCUAAACAUUUUACUAAUUACAUUCUUAGCUUAUAGAGACAAAGGGGAAACAUUCUUUUAAGGAGAGAAUGAGAGAUAGAAUUUAAGUCAAAUAUAUAAUUGGAAAGACAUUGAUUGAACAAAGAACACUUGAAACUAAACAUGAAGAAUCAUGAAAAUUUGGAAGAAAAAUGAUGCAUUUAAUAAACAACUACAUCAUACGUAAUGUGUGUUGGAGUGCAUCCAGGGAUUAUACGGAGACACUAGGAAAUAUAUAAAGGAGAAGAAUAUAUUGGUGAUGUGUGUGGAAAAGGGUUACUUUCAAACACACGUAUACAUCCUUAUGAAGAACAUAUACAAAGGAACAAGAAGCCACAUUUGAGAAAAGUGGGACGGCGAUAUCAAAUUUUAAAGUUUUUUUUAAAGAGAAGUCAUUAAAAUUGUUAAAGAAAUAAAAAAUAAUAGUGAAGCACGGGUUCAGAGAAGAAGUUGAAAUCAGGUGAAUUUUGGAGGGAAAAGAUAUAAGCAUGCCUGAUUAUUAUUGUAAUAAUAACAGUGAUAUGCCCUUAUGAGAUCAAUUUGACUUUAGAGAAAAAGGAGUCGCCUUUUGAUUAAAUUUUAUGCAUGAAUUUUCUUGAUAAAAUGAAUCCAUAGAAAUUAGGUUUUUAGGGCCCUGCAAGAAUUUGCGGGUGUCCUAUAGUAUUCAUCUGUCUGUCCAUCUGUCUGUCUGUCCGUCUGUCAUUCUUCCGUCCACAAUCUUUUUGUUUUUUCUUAAUAACUUUUUUUAUGGUUGCCCAAUUAAGAUCAAAUUUGGUAUGGUAGUUCAAUAGACAGAAAGACAUAUUUGAUGCUAAGUUUGUUUCUCUAUAUUCCCUGGUUUGGAGCUGGUGUGGUGGGGUAUAUUCCUAAACUUUAUAUAAGAAUGCAUUGGCAAAGAGAGAUAGCUGCUGAAAAUGUUCCCAUUGUAAACUGAAUGCUGCUAUGAGUCCCUUGGGAUUAAUUAGCUUUCCUCCUAAAGAAAAUUUAAAGCAUUAUAUUUAUCUGUCACAUUGAGAUUCAUUACCACCUCUGUCUGCAAAUGAUGUUUGUUUUGAAAAGUCAAUUUGGAAUGCUAUGAAACUCUGAAAUGUGGAUUUAAAUAUAAAUGUUUUUACUUUAUUUUUGUUAAAAUAUCCUACACAUUGAGUAUGCUUUCAUUGAAUUUAAAAACAAGAAAUAGAUUUAAAAAAGAUUUGUUUUUUUUUUUAUUUUUACUGUUUUUCCUGUAUGUAAAUUCAAGAAUAUUAUUAAUUUUUAACAUAGUUGGUUAAAAACCCUAUUCUAUCAUCAAUAAUGAAAACAUUCUUUUUGUAACUUUAGAAGAAAAUGAUGAGAGAGGCACAAUUAAUCCCUUGGAAUUAAUUAUCUAGCCUGCUGCAGAAAAUUUAGUAUGUUCAUUUAUCUGUCAGUUCAAGAUUAAUGAAAACCUUUGUCUACAACCUGUUUGUUUUUAAGUUAAGGUCAAACCCUUGAUAUUUGCAUUCAUUGAAGACUGGCAUUUUAUAUAACAAAAGCUUCAUUACAUGUAUUGUUUAAAUAUACAUUCAAUGUUAAGUUGUUCUUUACUGCCUAAUGUAAAUACAAGAAUAUUAUUUACACCUUUUUGGAUAUUCAUGAAAUAUCUUGAAAUUUUAAGAAUACAGUUGCUGUCGCAUAUUCUUUAAAUAUUUUUUUAUCAUUCCAUAAGCUGCACCCUUAUAAUUCUACCCCAUGGCGGGGCCCUUGCUGACUAGUCAGUUUUCUAGUUGAUUUUAAUUUCUUCUGAAUUGCAUAUGUGAGUAAUUUUGUCUACUUUCAUUUACUUGUAAAUAUUAUGAUAAAGUUGUUGCUGUAAUUCUUACAGUUUGAUAUUCAUGAAAUAAAUGAUAAAAUUUU